Messenger RNA from Kwoniella shivajii, 591 nucleotides. RefSeq lists its product as uncharacterized. Bases 1 to 591 code for a protein of 196 amino acids. NCBI's taxonomy places the organism in Eukaryota, Fungi, Basidiomycota, Tremellomycetes, Tremellales, Cryptococcaceae. The record is from RefSeq and is a predicted model, not a curated record. The transcript is spliced from 2 exons.
AUGGUGCCAUCGCCCCUCGACAGCUGGGGAGCUGAAGAGGCUGGCGACCAGACUCGCUUUGCUAAAUUUGCUAGUGGUCAAUUUGAUACCAAACAGAUAGCCUUCCGAGGGAUGUAUGGGAAAAGUACAGACAACGGUGUGCAAACCACUAUAUUCUUGCCUAAUAACGGUGGGGUAGCUCACAUCGACGUUGAGGCUGACAACUCUCGCGAGGACGUAAACACUUCGCGAAAGUAUUGUGUCGCUGGCUCACUAGAUGUAGGUAGAAACACCUUUUAUGACCUGAUGAACGCCAUUCCUACGGUGACCGAUGGCAGGAGCACGUUUGAAAAGGCUAUAGACGUCUCAGAGGCAGACCUAGGUGAUCGAAGUGGAUGGUGUACUACCAGUAUCGGUACACACAGAAUGUUCGAGUGGGAACCCAAUCACAUCGUAGUGCAAGGUUCUGAACAGAAUCAUUCUGGAUUUCGAUCCGUCAAAAGUAUGGAUCAUGGUGGAAUUCCCUUUCGCCUUGCCGAUACCAACUGGAGAGCGGAUGUAACAACAUGGGAAGGAGCUGCUGAAAUUCUUACUCCCGUGUCAAAGUCGUAA